CAGGGCCUCGUUCUUGUUCUUCUAAGUAUCCGCUCGCCGCCCCUUCUAUCUCUGCGUCAGCCCUCGACGAGGCAAAGGUAUAGCGCCAUCCACUUCUUCCAUCUAACCUUACUUCAACGAGCAUGUCGGAUGAAGAAUCACAUACCGUCACUUCGAUCGAUGACGAUUACAAGCCCGAACUAGGGUCCUCCGCCACCACCUCAGCAAAUGCCAAUAGCGAUUCUAAUACCGUUGAUGCUAAUGGUGACGAUGACGACCUAAACCCUGAAUCUGUUUCCCAAACGCAGCCUCCCGCUCCCCCUUCUUCUACUACUCCUACCCCUACCCCUACUUCUAUCUCUGCUUCUACUUCUGCCUCCGCGUCUUCAUCGACUUCAACGGAAGGUCCACCUUCGAACCCUCUCCAAGGUAUUCUAUCUACCUCCAACUCCUCCAAGCCUACAGCUGAUAAUGCUGCAUCCAAGCACUCACCACCUCUCACACGUGUGAAAAACGUAAAAUUUGCCGAUCAUGCAAUCGAGAUCAUCGAUUCUAGCAAUAACGUGUUCAACGACAGUAACGACGACAACAGUGAAAAUGAAGCUGGCAACAAUCACAAUGACGAUGGUGACUCCGGUGCCAACGUUGCGUCGAAGUCCACAACAAAAGACGAUGCUGAAAAUGAUGAAGACUAUGGCGCAAUCCAAGUAGUCGAUGACAACGAGGAUAAUAAUUAUGAUCCUAAAGCAUCAAAUCUUCCUCCUAAACCUACCACUGCCAAUAUAGAUCGCACAACCCCUAUAGAUGAAUCCAGAUAUUCGAAUAUAAAUGUUCCUCUAUUCAAUGAGAUAGUCCAAUUUUUCAUCACUAGUCCUCUCUUCAAUGAUCCUCAGUUUGACUCUCUAUCUUCAGCAGAGAAGGAGACCACAGUAUUGGAAGCCUAUGAAGCCUCAACCGGUAGGAAGAUAAAUCCGGAUGAAGUGAAUAUCAAUUUCAGGGCAACAACGUCCUAUAACAAGAUCAAUAUGAAACCAAGUGAUGAUCGCCAGCUAUUGGUGCCAAUAAACCCUUACUGUCGUCGUCCAGAUCUAACUCUGGGAAUGGACACCGAUGAAAAGUAUCAGUUUGAUGAGUUCAAAAGAGACGCUGAAAAGCACUCAAAAGAGUUUGAGUGCUUGAAUUUCCCUCCAGGUUCAAGGCUGUUUGUUGGAAACUUAGCCGUUAACUCUUUGAAAAUCUCAGAUGUUUGGAGAGUCUUCAAAAGAUAUGGUGCUGUUAAAGCUGUGAAUAUGAAACAAGGUUACGGAUUUGUUCAGUUCAUCGACGCAGAUUCUUGUCAAAAGGCUAUCCACGGUGAGGAGCACGUUCCCUUGCACAAUCGCUUAAUGCAUCUCCAAGUGUCUAAGACUCAUGAGAAACAUACCGAAAAUAGAUCAAAGGAAACAAGUGAAAGAGAAAGAGAAAGAGUAAGAGGUAGAGAAAGAGAGAGGUCGCCAAAAAGAUCUACUAAUGAACGUCAAAGGUCUCCUCAUAGAUCUUCCAGAACCGCAAGUCAAAAUAAGAAAGUUCGGGUCAUUAUUUCUCUGGAGUCUGAAGCAAGUUUUAAUCAUUUAUUGGUGAAUAGCUUGAAUGAGGUGGGCUUGGAAUGCAGCAUCAAGCAUGUCGAUUCUACCGCAGAAGAAGUUCCUCAAGAAACAAUUUCGGAAUCUGCUUAUGCUGGAGUUGCCGCUGCUAUUGUUACAAGUAAGAUGGAGCUAGUAAAUUUAUUUUUGUUCCAAAGAGAUACUAAUGAUGGUGCAAUAAAAUUCGAUGAGUACGAAAAUAUUUCCAUGGAAAGCGCCAUAAACUUCAUCGCCAAUCAAAGUAAAAAGGAUAAAGUUUUUGAUAUCAAUAAUAGUAACAGCAGUAAUGCAAGAGGUAAUACAAACAACUACCGUCCUGAACAAAACAUGAACUCGAAUGAUAGAAGAAGGAAUCAAGGUAGAGACAACAACAACAACAACAACUCUAGGGGCGACAGAAACCGUAAUGAUAGACGAAGAAAUAAUCAUAACAGGGAUAACAGGGAUAACAGGGACAGCAGAGACAACAGAGAGAGAUAUGUUGCUCGUAAUCAAAACUAUCCCAAUAACAUAUACAACAAUGGAAAUGAAAACAACAACAGCAACAACAACAACAUUGACAACAGUGGUAAUCCUAGCUAUCCAAGUUACUCUCCAAGACAGCAGAAUGAGCAAAAGCAUUUGCCGCCGCAAGUUCCUGGCAUGGGUACAAACUACACCCCAAACCAAAUGUAUCAACAGAUUCCCACCCCUAAUCCUCAGCAGUACUACGGCUAUAACGGUCAACCUCCACCCCUGCAGCAGCAGCAGCAGCAGCCACACUAUCCGAACAACAACCAAAAUGCCGUGGCUUCGCAGUUGAUGAGCCAACUAUCAUCGCUUGACGAAGGAUCGCUAAAGGCCAUGCUAAGCUUAGUAAAUCAGCAGCAGCAACAACAGCAGCAGCGCACUGCGCUGUCACCACACAUGCCAAUGGGGAACGUAAUGUAUCCCUCACAACCGGCCAGCAUGUCUAUGCCACCACAUAUUCCAUCUGGUCCUGCCGCUACUGCAGGCGUGGGCGGCCUAUUAGCUCAACUACAAAACAUGGUUCCGGGAACCAACGUGAACAACAUGGCUCCUGUGGCUGUCAACAACCCAAACAGUUUCCCAGCCAACCGCCACCUUCCUAACAGCAACCAACAGCAACCAAGUGGAAACAGGGAAAGUCAACAACAAAAUGGCGGCGAAGACGCAAGUAGAUUAUUCGAGACACUAGCCCGUCUCAAGAAUAACAUGUAGAACAAUCCUGCCUCCUUUUGUAUUUUUCCCCUCCCCUCUCCCUUUUGAUUCGUUUAAUUGUCUGUAUCUUGUAAUUCUAACAUGUUCUGUCAUUCGACAGACGCUCCCUUGUGUCUGUGCAGAACCCCUCUUUUCUCCCCAUUCUUUCAGCCCCUCUUCUUACUCUCUCCGUUUAUCUCUAGCGGCUCCUCGGCUUUGGUUUUUCCGUAGAGCGAGUGGAGAAACGGUUUUCUUUCCUCUUUGUUUAUUUCCCCCUCACGCAUCUCCCAACGUCGUGUUUACUCC
Molecule: messenger RNA, 3107 nt
Organism: Pichia membranifaciens NRRL Y-2026
Lineage: Eukaryota; Fungi; Ascomycota; Pichiomycetes; Pichiales; Pichiaceae
Exons: 1
Coding region: 123-2822 (899 amino acids)
Molecular function (GO): RNA binding
Source: RefSeq, a predicted model, not a curated record